UACCUUGCCUGGCAACCAUGAAAAAGGCAGACAGAUGUCAGCCUAUAAAAGGAAACGAGAACUGUCCCCUGGCCUUCAGGCUCCAACAUCUUCCUUUUGCCAAGAUGCUACAGCUCAAACUCUUUGCAGUGCUCAUGACUUGCCUGCUGUUGUUGAGCCAGGUCAAUGGCUCCCCAGUACCAGAACUGAGUUCAGCAAAGAGAUCCCGGAGAAUGACCCCAUUUUGGAGAGGGGUUUCCCUCAGGCCCAUUGGUGCUUCAUGUCGGGAUGAUUCGGAGUGUAUCACAAGACUAUGCAGAGCUGCAUUUCUAGUAUAAACACAGUGCAUGGUCAAGUAUGCAAUUCGAAUAAGUGAACAGAUGACUUCUCUUUGAGACAAAGCAACAAGAGCAUAUACAGAAAGGAGAUUCUAGAAAAGCUGCCCCUUGACUCCAUGGAGGGCUCUAACUAAUACUGCAGCACUUUCAGCAAGAGGACUGUGGAUCAGAGAAUGACAGGAGCUAAAAUCUUCCUGUUUGACUGCUAAGAAAAGAUUUUGUGGAAGACUGUUUCAAGGAUAAUACUUAAAAAAGCACACACAGCACAAUUCAUCAAGGACUGUCUGUCACCCAGCAAAAAUACACAACACUUACCAAAGUACUGUGAGUCUCUUGUCUGCAGCUGUAGCAUCUGGUGCCAAAUAAUUCUUUAGUUUCAUAGUAUAUCUAUGAGUUGAGAUAAAAAAUGAGCGACAAAUAGAACAGGCUAUUUCACCUUGAUCUUACAACUUCCUAUAUUCUCAAAAUAUCAGAAUCAAACUUAAAUAAAUCACCCACUAAAAUUCUUCCCUAAGGAAAAUGGAACACUAAACAUCUUCCCAGUUCACAAUAUUCAGUUAAUUAGAUAAUUAAAUAACAAUAAUAAAUGAUAAAGUUACUCCAUUGAAACUCCGAGAUCCCACUUACUUGAUGAGCUCUACCGUGUCUGAGUACAUCGGGAAUGGGGACUUGGAUUCCUGAGCGUUCUUCUCUAAUGCAUUCCCACACUCAAUGAAAGACACUACAGCAUCAAGGUAGUAUACUGCUUUCUCAAACCUAUCAGACUAAAGGAGAACGGUGCUGAGUAAAGACGCGAUGCAAGGAUAAAAAGCAGGAAGGACACAGCAGCCUAACAAAUCACAUCAGGAAGAACAUUUACGUACCAAAGCAUCUGCAUUAUGUUUGAGUUUUUUUGCUUCUUGUAAAUAAUGGUCUGCUGAGUAAUUUCUGCAAAAUAAAUUUUCUUUAUAAACAAA
Messenger RNA from Arvicola amphibius (Eurasian water vole), 1273 nucleotides. It is a transcript of the gene Leap2, whose product is annotated as liver enriched antimicrobial peptide 2. Lineage: Eukaryota; Metazoa; Chordata; Mammalia; Rodentia; Cricetidae. The record is from RefSeq and is a predicted model, not a curated record. The transcript has 3 exons. The coding region runs from base 18 to 317 and encodes 99 amino acids. Gene Ontology annotation, biological process: defense response to bacterium; antimicrobial humoral immune response mediated by antimicrobial peptide.